AGCUGAAACUGUAAAGUGAGACUGUUCAGGAUAAACUUUAUGGACUUGUUUUUAAAGAAUUGGAUUGGUGAGGAGAAUAUCUCACCAUGGCUCAAGAAAACAGCAAUUCCACGAUGGAGAUGGGCACCAGUGACCAGGUCCUGGUAGCGUCAGGAAAGAAGAAGACAGUCACGUACAUCGUCGGCUUCGUAGUCAUGGCGGCCGUAAUCGCUGUAAUCGUCACGUUGGUAGUCGUGUUGUCAGGGAAUGAGGGAGGCACGUUACCCGAGACUACAGAGGGCCCUACCACAGUCUCUCCGCCGACUACUAUACCGCCUACGGUACAACCGCCAACGGUGGCUCCUACAGAGACGCCGCCACCGGAACCGGAAACAGAACCUCCUGAGACAGAAGAACAGCCAAUAGAAUUAGAGGACGUCAUCAAUGGCGUGUUCUCUUCGCCUUCCUUUAAUGGGUCUUGGACUUCAGGAAGUGACAUUUUGUUCCGCAACGAAAAUGGCGACUUAGUACUUUUCGACUUAGACACUGACAGUACUACCAUUUUGAUCUCCAAUACUUCUGAGGUCUUACAGCAGUCGUCCCGCUUCACUGAGCUGUCACCAGACGGAACGCAAGUGGCGUUAGCGUACAGCGUUGUACCUGUCUACAGAUACAGCUAUCUCGCCCGCUACACCGCUUUUGACAUCAACACCGGGGAAACAAACGACAUUCUCCCCCCCACAGUCGCUAGCAGCGCCGAAGGGUUCCUCCAGAACUUUGUCUGGGGACCCUCUGGGACCUCCCUGGCCUUCGUGUAUACGAAUAACAUAUACUAUCAGGCCAAUUUAACUGAAGACCCUGUGCAGAUCACGACGAGUGGCCAGUUGUAUGUGAUUUAUAACGGCAUUCCUGACUGGGUUUAUGAAGAGGAAGUUUUCGGCUCCAACAGCGCGAUGUGGUUCUCAGCCGACGGCGAGCACCUAGCGUACGUCACGUUCGACGACACGAAUGUUCGCAUCAUGCGUGUACCCCACUACGGUGUACCCGGCUCUGUCGACUACCAGUACACGCAGCACCACGAGAUCCGGUACCCUAAGCCCGGCACCACCAAUCCGACGGUGACAGUCACACUGCGAAACCUGGAGUCUGGCGCUAGCACGGUCUACUCCGCGCCUACUGACUUGAAUGAGCCAAUCCUGAAAGCCGUGAAGUUCGUCACUAGUGACACUAUCGCUCUAAUGUGGACCAACCGCGUCCAGACCACCAUGCGGGUGCUGACUUGCACCCUUGGAACGGCCACUUGCACCCAGAUUUACACCUACACCGAGACCAACGGCUGGAUCGACAACAUUCCUCUCAUCUUCAACGCGCAAGGAACCGCUUUCAUCACCAUCCUGCCUCAAGCAGUCGACGGUACCCUCUACAAGCAAAUUGUUCAAAUCUCGGCCCCAGCUACCGGCAAUGACUGGACGCUGCAGAACCGCGUCAACACUGCCCAUACUGUCGCUGAGAUUUUGAAGUGGACUGAAAAUGACAUUAUCUGGUACAAGGCCACCAGCGUGAACGACUCCGCCGAGCAGCAUAUCUACACCAUCAACUCUGAAGGCGCCAUCGACUGCUUCACCUGCGAGAUAGCCAGGGAAGAUGGCGGGCAAUGUUUGUACAACGAUGGCAUUAUUAGUGAAGAUGGGAAUAAAAUCACCGUGAAUUGCGCUGGACCCGAUCUGCCGCAGGUCUUCAUCUAUAACUCUAACGGCACGCUAGAGUUGGACUGGGACGACAACAGCGCAACAAGCGCCGUGGUCUCCAAUCGCAUUCUGCCCGUGACCCUGCGGCUCUCCGUGCCGGUUGCUACCGGCUUGCCUGACGCUGACGUCCAGUUGUUGCUGCCACAUGAUUACGAGCAGAGGACUAACGUACCUAUGCUUGUCUAUGUCUACGGCGGUCCAGACACAGCCCUCGUCACCAAACAAUGGAGCAUCGACUGGGGAACUUCCCUGGUCAGUCGCUGGAACAUCGCCGUCGCCCACAUCGAUGGUCGAGGCUCUGGGUUGAGAGGCGUCGCGAACAUGUUUGCGGUCAAUCGGGCGCUGGGAACUGUGGAGAUUGAGGACCAGAUCUCCGUUACCAGAUACCUCCACGAAAACCUCUCGUUCCUGGACUCCAACCGCACCUGUAUCUGGGGCUGGUCUUACGGCGGUUACGCUGCUUCCCUGGCCUUGGCUCGCGGAGGAGAUGUCUUCAGAUGUGCAGUGGCUGUCGCUCCUGUCGUGGACUGGAGAUUCUAUGACACAAUAUACACAGAGCGGUAUAUGGACACUCCCCAGCAGAACCCAGACGCGUACACAGCAUCUUCGCUUUUGACAGAUGAAGUGGUCGAUGCAUAUAGAAACAAACGCUACUUCCUGAUCCACGGGACAGCAGACGACAACGUGCAUUACCAGCACGCUAUGCUGAUCUCACGGUUGCUACAGCGAGAAGACGUUUCCUUCACGCAAAUGAGUUACACAGACGAAGACCAUGGUCUAGUCGGCGUCCGGCCUCACCUCUACCACGCUUUAGAGAGGUUCCUAACAGAAAACAUGCUGUAAAUAAACAAUGUCUUGAAGUAAAUAUUGCUCAGUGAAGUUAUUAGACACAAUAACUAAUUUAGGAACAU
Messenger RNA from Cydia amplana, 2638 nucleotides. RefSeq names its product venom dipeptidyl peptidase 4-like. The record is from RefSeq and is a predicted model, not a curated record. NCBI's taxonomy places the organism in Eukaryota, Metazoa, Arthropoda, Insecta, Lepidoptera, Tortricidae. Gene Ontology annotation, cellular component: plasma membrane. Gene Ontology annotation, biological process: proteolysis. Gene Ontology annotation, molecular function: serine-type peptidase activity; dipeptidyl-peptidase activity. The transcript has 19 exons. Bases 87 to 2570 code for a protein of 827 amino acids.